AUUGUCAAAAAGUAAAUACGCGGCCACACUGAAACACACAACAGAAAAUAAAGCCUUUUCGCUUGUUUAAAAUAGAAUUUUAGCCCGUACAAGAUCUGUCUCGCGGCCAGAAUUAUGCAGUCUCGUAGCCUUGCAGUGCCGCGAGUCCAGAGAGCUUGAGCCUUGGACAAAUGACUCCUUUUUGCAGUGCCCAUUGCGCGGUUUUGCCAGAGUAGUAUACAACAUCCGAAAAUUUUCACCCGUUCUCGGGGACGCAUGAAAAAUGGCGGCGUCCUCAGCUGCAGCUGCGGCGCCCACCAAUCCGAUCCCGCUUCCGACGGAUUCGAUAUCGGAGGAGUGCAAGGACGACGACGCCCUCACCUCCACGCUGCACACAUGCGCCAACGAUCCGGACUUUGCGGUGAUUUGCGCCUUCCUGCAGAAAUUUGCCAAGGACCUGGGCCUCAGCCUGCCCAACUUCAGGCAUCUGCAGGAGUGGUUGACAAACAACAACGAAGUUCCUGAGCUAAAGGACUUGCACAUAAAGCUGCUCCGUAAGACCCGUAAGACGGUUCAUGAGAAGAGUUGGGAGUCAGCCCUCAGCAAAUUCUGCUUCGGUUAUUCGGUACAAGAUGCCUGGGAAAUCGAACGUUUCGGUUAUAAGAACUCCAGCUUGAAGGUCAAGCUGAGAAUAUUUCGGGAACUUCUCGAAAGUCAGUUCGAGCGCAACGCCAAGUUUCGGGCCCACAUCCUGACCUUGAAUGCAGAUACCUUGCGUUCGGAGCCAAUUGGAAGGGACCGGUUGGGACACGCCUACUGGCUGACCCAGGAUUCCGAAUGUAACCUGCGAAUCUACCAGGAGCAUCUAGACGAGGAAAUCUGGCAGGUGGUUGCCACGAACCGGGACGAGUUUGUAAAUCUCAUUGCAAGGCUGCGCGGAAAUGAGGUGGUACUUCCUUCGAAGGACAUCGGUGAGGCCGAUGAGGACACCAGUAGCAGCAACAGUUGUCCUCCAAAACCACCGCCCCCCGAAGAGAAAGAGGAUGAAGAAGAAAUGGUAGAUGGGCCCGUAAAAACUGUGCCCAAUCUAAAGAUUAAACUCCGCUCUCCCGAGCAAGAGGAUCAAAAGUCAAAAAGGGUUAAGCCACUGCUUAUUAAUCAGGCCAAGCUUUUAAGAAGCGCUUCCCCGGCCCCAACCAAAAAACGUUCCCUCGAGGACGUAGACAGCAGCCCCACAGCCGCCCAGGAGGAACAGCAGAAGAAGCACCGUCCCACACUGCUAGAUACCAAGCGAAUUAAAAAGCCAAGUCGCUACGAAAGCACCAAGGAUGAAAUCGAAGGAGAGUCCGGAGAAGAGGACGAGGAAGAAGAGGACGAGGAGGAUUCUGAAUUGGAUGAGGGUGAGGAAGAGGAAGAUAUCGAUAGCGCGGCGGCGGAUAUCGAGGAAGAAGACGAUGAGGAAGAUACUGGCGAGGCUAUAGAGGAUCCAACUAUCGUGGUGGAGGGCCAAGGAUCAGGACGAGACUGUGAGACCAUCCCUUAUAAUUUAAUGGACGAUAAUUUGUGCAAUUUCGAUUACGAAGAUGACUUGGAGGUCGGUGAAGCUAUCACAGAUCCAAUGCUCCAUGUCAUUGGUCAAGGGUGGGGGACCGACUGUCUCGUGGGAAAUGGUAAAAACGAAGCUUCCGUGAAGGAAACGCACACGUCGGAACCAAAGGCCACGUUUUUUUUUGGCGAGCCCGGAUGUCUCGAGCUAAGUCCCAUGAAGCAAACAUCAAAGUCGGAGGCAAAACGCAGCAUUUUCGACAGCUUGAGAGAGGAAAAAGCAAAUGGUGAAAGUCAAAAGUGCAUGGAGAACAUACUGCCGCGAAAUGGCAGCGAACUCAUUAAAACUGUGGGAGAUAGUGAGGACCAAGCAUCUGCAGCUGCAGCCGCAGAAGAGGCUAACAUAUGCCAAGAAGCUAAAGUAAAUAAAAUCUCAGAUGAUCAAAUGAAAGAAAAGGAAUUCAAACCGGUGGCUACAAGGAAUAUACAGGAAAGAUCAGUAAGCGUGAUUGAAAAGAAUGAGGAAAUCUCGAAAGGUCGUACAGAAAGUGAGCCAAUAGAAGAAGUGAAGCAUAAAUUAAAUGAAGUUUCAGUCUUACAAAAUAAUGCAAAUGAAAGUGACCAAUCAUCCUUUCAGACUAAGGAGCUGUUCCAAGUUCCAGAUGAACUAGGAAAUACGAAGGAACGCGUAUUAGAAGAAUGCGUCCUAGAAAACGGCCUAGUUGAGAAGGAUAAACUUUUAAUAAAUCAUCAGCAAAUUUCGAAAAAAGACUUGGACCCUGAAUGCAAUGAGACCGUUUCGCGUGAAGCAAUAAGCCAUGUAUCUAAAAUCCAAAAUGAUUACAAAAUUAAAUCAGAACUGGAAACGGUAACGGGCGCUAAAGAACCUUCAAAGGAAGUGAAAGAGGAAACAGUUAAAUCGAAAUGUUUAAUUGACCCUUUUGCAGAAAAAGCCAACGAAAAAAAUAACAAGCCAGAAGGGCUUAUUAAAACCUUGCUUCAACAUGAUCCACCUAAAAAUAAAUCAAAUAGCGAAACGAAUACAGUCUGUCUUGAAAUGAAUAGUGGGCAAUCCAAAGGCGCAAGUACAUCCCAAAUCUUACUUUUCGCAGACAAUAAAAAAUCGACAGAGAUUGAUGUUAAAUCAAGAACGGUUGAUGCUGGUCAGGAAGUUUCAGUACCUAAGCCGUCUACGUUAUUAAAUCGAAAGCGACGUCUUAAUGACUCUCAGUCCGCUCUAAGAAACUCCACCUCCGAAAGCGAAGUGCAGGAAGAGGAACCGCAAGAUGACAAUCCAACCCUAAAUGAUCUAGAUGUGGGCGGCAAGCGCAUUAAAAUGAGACCGAAGACCACUAACGCGGAGGCCAGACGAAAGGUCGAGGCUCAAAAAUCGCAUAUAGAUGAAACUACUUCGUCCAGCGGAGAGGACGACGCGCGCAUUCGGCGCAAGUGUAUAGCUCCUCACACUAAACUAAAGCCGACUCUGGAGGAAAUUAUCGAAAGAAAGUUAAAGAAAACUACAGAGAAGGAUUUGCCGGAAACAACGCUUGGAAAAGAAAUGGAGAAGUCAACGCAUCGGCCCCAGGAAACUAGAGAAGCUACACCUUCCAUCAGCUCCUUAAGUCCGCAAAGAAAAACACCGAUAACCAAGCCCCUAAAGAAAAAUCUCCUGACUCAACUGCAACAGGCGGAGAAUGAAGAAGAGCCCACACCAAGAAAACGAACAAACAGUGAGACCCUUGUGCCUGCAGUUCCAUCUCCUAGCUCCAUUGGUCAUCCGGACGAUCGUCAUCGGAAGCGUCGUAGCAGUGAGGAUGCAAAUGAGUCGUUUUCUAAGGAAUCCUCCCCUACUGAAGUAUCUCCGUUAGCCGUUAGCGAGAAGUUGAAGCGCAACAACGAGCACGACAUACAAGAGGAGGUCGAGGAUCCUCUUGCACUGUCUGCAAAGGAUUUAUCACCUUUAGUUAAAGAUCAAUCGCCUGCACCGGAGGGAUCUGCUCGUCGUUCUGGACGCAGAGGUGGAGCUGCUGUCACUCACUCCGAGCUUCCUCAGCCAAAAAGGACUCGAGGUGGAGCCAGGGAUAAAAUGCAGGCAGAGGUUAAUGCUGAGCUGCAGCAGGAAUCCGAAGAUGAUGAGAAAACUUUACAAAUUGUUGCCAAACUAAAAUCUGAACCUAAAGACGAUCCAGUCCCAGAAAAUCCAGAAAAAGAAGAAGAUCACAUCGAGGAGCCAAAGCCAAAGGUGGGUCGUGGUCGUGGGCCGAGAAAAAAGCGUGAUGUGGAUACUACCAAUAUCAUCGAGACGAACGACUCGGAGACACCUGUGCGCCAAUCUAGGCGCAUUGCCCAACAGAAGAUCAAAGAGGAAGCUGAAAGGCGAAAGCAAGAGGAGGUUGCUCUUCGUACCAUGAAACAAGAGCUUAAGAAAAAGAAGAAAGCCGAAAAGGAAGCAGAUCCUACUGUGCUAGAGCCCUCAGGAGAGGAAUCAGAAUCUGAGGCUAGCGCGGCGGAGGAGGAGGCCCGUAAUAAGAAGAAAAAGAAGUGUCCUGGCAAGGAUGGUUGGUCCUCCGAUUCAGAAGAACAGCCUGAGAGCGAGGAGGAAGAGGAGGAGCCACCUCACUAUGAAACAGAUCCCGGUUCGCCACUCUUCCGGUCCGAUCACGAAUUUUCGCCAGAAUCGGAGCUUGAAGAUGAGUCUCAGGUGGUACCAAUGAAAAGGGCGCGCACCGUACGGAAGGAGAACGCUGAUGACCAAGAGGAGGAGGAUGCGGAGGAAGCGUGUCAGAAGUGCGGCAAGUCUGACCAUCCCGAGUGGAUUUUACUCUGCGACACGCUCGCCUGUAACAAAGGGUACCACUGCUCCUGCCUCUCACCAGUGCUCUUCUACAUUCCUGAGGGCGAUUGGCACUGUCCUCCUUGUCAGCAGGAGCAGCUCAUAACUGCCCUGGAGAGACAGCUGCAGCAGUACGACACAUUGGUAGCUCAAAAGCAACAGGAGCGCAUCUGGGCCGAAGAGCAAGCCGAGCGAGAGCGGCAGGAACUAGAAGCUGCCACGAUGGCGGCGAAAGACGAAAACUUCAAGACAGAAAAUGAAGAGGACGAAGACGAUAAGGAUGAUAAGGAGGUCAAGGCUGAAAAGGUAAAGAGGCGUCGCGGAGAUGGACGCAGUAAUAGGCGAGCUGCCAAGCGUGGCACCAGGCGCCGUCGUGGAAACGAAUCCGACUCCAGUCACGGCAACUCAUUAGGCAGUGGCUCUAGAUCUGGAUCUGACUCAAGUAGCGACAAUAGCACUAGCUUUUCUGACUCGGACGAUGAACCCAUAUACAAGUUGCGUAAGCGGCGGCAGAUCAAUGUGAGCUAUAGGCUUAACGAGUAUGACGACCUCAUUAAUUCGGCCUUAAAAAAGGAAAUGGAUGAGGUUGCCGGAGCAGGUAAUCUGGGCCGCGGCAAGGACAUAUCCACCAUUAUUGAGGCGGAUAAGGAAAAGGCACGGCGCGAUGAUCUGCCUGCGGAGAGAGAAGUGGAGGAAAAGGAAGACGGUGAGAAGGAGAAACGGAAAGCAAAAUCAAGUGGCACUAGUCCGUCGUCGUCAGAAGACGAAGUACCCCUCAAACGUAGCAAUAAGUUUAAACAACCGCCUGCCAAAAAGAAGGCUCGAAAACUCACCACCCUGGACGUUAGUAGCGAGGAAGAUCAUGGUAGCGAUGAAGAUUUUAAAACAUCUAGUUACUCUGAUGAAGAUACUUCACAGUCCGGAUCUGGAGACUCAGACUCAAGCUUGGAGGUAUACAGGCGUCCCGGUCGAGGAAAAAAGCAGAGAAAGGCUGCCAGGAGAGCGGCACGUGAAAGGCGUAAGGAUAGAAAGUUUGUUGUUGAAGAGAGCGACGAAAGCGAGGACGAAGAUAAAAAGCGACGGCCUACAAAGGCAAAAAAAAAGAAGGACGAUUCUGAAUAUACAGAAACGGAUACGGAAGAUGACGACGAGAAUGAGUUGUCCGAUAACGUAGACAGCGCCGAUUUGUGUGACGACACCACUUCUGAGAGCGAAGAUGGUGCCUGGAAUCCUUCCUCAAAAAAGAAGAAGACGGUGGCUGCUAAGAAGACGAAUUCGUCGGAUGGCAUUGCCAGAAAGUCACCCAAACUAAAGAAGCUAGCCACCCAGGCAGGAAAAAAUGUCAAGCGCUUGGAGUACUCUGACGACGACAUAAGCGAGAGCGAAUUGGAAGAGGAUGAUGACGAGGAAGAUGAAGAGGGUGCACCAUUGUCGGGAAAAGGCUCCGGCAAACAACCUCGCUCCCAGCCUCUUAAACCAACUGGAUCCACAAGCCUACCAGGCAAGGGAAAAGGAAAAAGCAAGGCCAAAAAGAAAAAACCGUUGUCCUCUGAAGAAGAGGACGGAGCCGCUUCCGACGAUCGGACUCGUACCCGUGGGCGCCGAUACGCCUAUAUUCAGGACGACGACGACAGCUCUGACGGCGGCAUUAAACCAGGCGUUCAUCGGCCGGAUACGCCACCUGAGGAGCGUCAAAAAUUCAUCCAGCGGCAGGAGGAGAUAAAGCGUAUGCUCGCAGAGAAGAAUGCAGAGGGUGCAAAGCUUGUCGCUACUCCACGUCUCACGCCCCUUAAACCUGGAGUCUCUGCACCGGAAAAGCGCACACCUGGCAAGGCAGCAGGCGGUGAUUCGCUUUCCACGGUUCCGCUCUCAGUGAUUCGGCAGGCCAAGGUGCUGGACAUCGACUACCUGCAACGCAAAGGGGAGACCAUCGGAGAUCUAGAUGAUGUGGACGAGUCGGAGCUAGACGACGCUGAGCUGCCCGACGACUUGCCCGAGGACAUGGAGGACGCGAUUGCACGAAUGGUAGAGGAGGAAGAACAGUUCAGCGCGGCAGUGGCAGCUCGUGAGUUACCUGGAGCAGAGGAUGUCCUGCGCGCUACGCCUUCCAAGUCCAAGCAAACUAGUAGGGUGUUGCCUGAGAGUCUAGCGCAAAACUCCGCGCCUGGUACUUCUGGCUUGCAGGAACCACACCGAAAGCGCCUUCCCAUGCCCACCAUGCAUCCGCCGCUUCUGCGCCAUCAGUUUCCAAUCUCCGCAAGCCCGUCGCAUUCUCCCGCAUCUUUGGUUCGCCCUCACGCACCUCUCGGUAUGCAUCCUAUGCUGCAAAGACACCUUUCGCAGACUGUUCACCCACCACAGGCCAUGCAUCUCCUGCAAAAUGCCCUAUCCGCUCCUCUUGGUCAGCCGCUCGGAUGUGGUAAUUACGGUACUGGCCUUAAUUCCGCCCAACACCUGCCUCUGGUCAUGUCUAUGCCUUCGGCUGCGGCAGCAGCUGCCCAUCUUAUGCAAUCGCCGGUCGCCUCUGCUACAGCGCGUCCAGCCGAUACAGUCUCUGGAAGCCCAGCGCCUGAUCCGAAACCAAGGGGUAGACGGAAAAAGGUUACACCUCUCAGGGAUCAGUUGCAGAAGCAACAAACGGCGGCCGCUGUUACGGCGGCUACUUCCUCAACUACACCGGGAUCAGCCCCCUCGGAUAAGGCGAAGGCUCAGCCGCUCUUUAAGCCGCACGAGGAUGCUGCACCUAUCGCUCCUGCUUCCCAAGCCUCUGUGAUUACCCGGAUGCCGCCGCACCUUCCUUCGGCGCAUGGACGAUGUCAUGGACCGCCCGGUGGUAUAUAUCCAAACAGUGCGGAACUGGCCCGAUUUUAUGGCCAAGUGGCUAGCCAGCAGCCCAUCCCCGCCGUCACAGGGUCCCGUUCCCCUUCUUCGUCUUCAGGAACUCCUAGACACCUUUUGCGACCGCAAAUGCCACCUGGUUUGCAUCCGCCGCACGCAUCCCUGCGACCCACAUACGGACCACCGCCUCCACUUCGAGGAUCUGGGUCACCGACUUCCCCUCCAAGUACUACGUCCAACUCAAGGCCGGCCUACCUUCACGGAGUCGAACAUCACGGUGGACCCUCUGGCCCCCCAAUGGGAGGAGUCUUUAGUUCAGGGCCGCCACCAGCGAGACAUUCGUCGCCCCUCUUGAGCCCCUACAGAGCGCCGCCCAUUUACGGCAAUCCGAAUUACUCGCCUCGUAUCGGUGGAGCUCCAGGAACUGGAGGUAUGCGACCUGGAUCUGUGGACUUUAUUGCUGGACCACGUGGAUAUUCCCCAUAUGGCUAUUAUCCCCCGCCCCCACCGUUGUCCACAGCAUCUGCCCACGCAGCGACACAUUCUGUAAUUGUAAGUGCUCCGCCCACACUGACGCCAACGAAUCACUCGGUUUCCAAUCUGACGCAUGGAAAGACUCUUCCUCAAUCAUCCCCAACACAGUCUUCAGGCCCACCACCCGCUGCAGCGCCGGCACCCACAAUAACCAGCGAAAACAGCAGCCACAAGCCACCAAUGGCUUCUGUGAUAACCAGCAAAAAGCUAACCACUCUGGAGGCGUAUCCCAUCAGGAAGUCUCCGAUUGCUGUUGUGGCCGAGGUAACGGAUCCGGCAGAACCUACCAGUUCACCGGCACCCAUAGCCGAGGAAGACUCAGGAUCAGCCCAUGACACGAGAGCUCCACCAUCCGCAACAGGAGCAGCAGUAGUGGGAGAGUUCAGUGGGCUGGUAAGCUACUUUAGCUCGCAACAGGAUGAUUAUGACACAUAACAAACGCCGUCGGGCGAAUUAUUGAAAUAUGUAUAUAUAGAUCGGCUUGUAAAGUUACAAAUCUAUUUUAUUUUAGGGGUAGAAAUCAAUCUUGGCAAAACUUUACCAAUAGAAGCUUUGUGUGCAAACUAUAAUAAAACACACACACAACAACCUGA
Molecule: messenger RNA, 8322 nt
Organism: Drosophila teissieri
Lineage: Eukaryota; Metazoa; Arthropoda; Insecta; Diptera; Drosophilidae
Product: titin
Exons: 8
Coding region: 263-8164 (2633 amino acids)
Biological process (GO): regulation of DNA-templated transcription
Cellular component (GO): RSF complex
Source: RefSeq, a predicted model, not a curated record